Colossoma macropomum (tambaqui) is the source of this 1555-nucleotide messenger RNA. Its product is annotated as MRN complex interacting protein. NCBI's taxonomy places the organism in Eukaryota, Metazoa, Chordata, Actinopteri, Characiformes, Serrasalmidae. The record is from RefSeq and is a predicted model, not a curated record. Gene Ontology annotation, biological process: mitotic G2 DNA damage checkpoint signaling. Bases 108 to 1388 code for a protein of 426 amino acids. The transcript has 7 exons. Gene Ontology annotation, cellular component: nucleus. Gene Ontology annotation, molecular function: chromatin binding.
GUGGCGCGCGGUUUGUAAGUUUCCAAGUCAGUUUACUGACCGGUUUUCGGUAAAUAUUCUCCUCUUUGUUAGAUAUUUAGUUACAUAGAUACAAGACAAAUACCAGCAUGGGGCAAGAGUUUCAUGUGUUGAGGUGUUUCUCUUGUCAAACCUUUCAAGUACAACAGGUCAAAAAGAGCAAAAAAUGGAGUUGCAAGAUGUGUGGGGAAAAGCAGUCUCUCAUAAAGGAAUAUGGCAGAGGAACAGGUGCCGAUUGUAGGCGCCAUGUACAGAAGUUGAAUUCACUGCGUGGGGAGCUGCUACAGGUUGAAAAUGAAAGAGCCUGGACACAGUGGGAGAAAGAGGAUCAUGAAGAUGAGGACAGCUUUGGCGAGGAAGCUCAAAGCUGUGAGCAACAGGAUGAGGUGCAAGUUGUAAGCCGCUGGAGUAAAUAUGUUGAUCAGACAGGCAGCGGGCCAGGAGAGGAAGAGGAGGAGGAGGAAGAAAACGUUUACACAGAGAGAGCGAGGUUCAGGAGUCGUGAUGAAAUCAGCAGAAAGAGGAAGAAAGGCUUCACCUCAAAAGAUGCUUCUGGGCAUUACACAGUUUCUGAGGAUGAUGACCCUGGUACUGACCCUGCUCACUGGAGGGCCAAGGGAAUACCAUUUCAGGCACAUCAACGUGGUGGCUCAUUCAAAUCAUCACCUGUAGAUGGAAGUUCCUCCAGACUGUCUCCAUUCACUAGCACAAACUCCAAAACAGCAACUUCAUAUAUUUGUGAUUCUCCUGCUACAUCACCGAGCUUUAAACACACUGGAGUGUACAGUGGCUUAAAUGCUACUGGUGGAUUUGGCAUUGGAACAAAUAAGAAACCUUCUGCUGAGUUAACCACCAGGCAUCUUCCUUCAGUGCCUGCAAGUACUUCCUCUGCACCCUCAUCCUCUCAUCAGAGGACCAGUGGAACUAGGCUGGAAGCUGAAGGCUCCAAAUGGACUAGAUUCCUUACUUCUGUGUCUGCUGAAGAGGACAAAGACGAGCUAGAGGAUGUUGAUUAUGCUCAAAUGAGUUCUGGGGUAACUGUUGCUGAAGUAGCCCACUCACCAUCAGCCCCGAUUCCUGUACCCAGACCCAGAAGCAUGGGUCAUCCAAGCAGAGAAGAAAGUGCUUGUGCAAGAGCUCCACUGAACGACGUGCUUGGCCCAGGCAACAGGAGCCCUACAAGAGUUUUCGAGAAACUGAGCCACUAUAAGGCUGGGAUUGCCUCUAGUAGUCCUUCAACUUUUACAUCAAAACCUGCAGGCUCUCAGAGCCCUGUAUGUCUUCAGCUCCCGCCUGCCAAAAGACCGUGUCCUGCCCUUUCUUUUACCACAUUGUUCCAUACAGAUGAGGACUUUGAUGAUGCACUUUAAUCUGGUACCAUUUACUCAGAGGCCUUUAAAGUUCCUGGGACAUACCAACUAUAAACAUUGAUGAAAUACUAUUAAUAAUUAACUGUGUUUUCAGAAGGUUUUAAACUGAAUAUAAACCUUUAUAUACAGAUCAGGCAUAACAUUAUGACACAUCCUUGUUUCUACGC